Odocoileus virginianus texanus is the source of this 2049-nucleotide messenger RNA. Lineage: Eukaryota; Metazoa; Chordata; Mammalia; Artiodactyla; Cervidae. The record is from RefSeq and is a predicted model, not a curated record.
AGAGGAUUGGGGGAUUUUUAUAUGGUGAGUCUUGGGUUGACCAUCUGCUGUCUGUUGAACUGUAAUAAUGAAGUCAGUCUGUUCUGAUGACCAUGUCCUGUGGAGAAGAACAGAUCACAUCAUCUCUAUGAGAAUUUAUCAUUUCCUUUAAUGCUUCUCUUCCUAGGUUUUGAAGGAGUCACCUGUGAGCGGAACAUAGAUGACUGUCCUAACCACAAGUGUCAGAAUGGAGGGGUUUGUGUGGAUGGGGUCAAUACGUACAACUGCCGCUGUCCCCCUCAGUGGACAGGACAGUUCUGCACAGAAGAUGUGGAUGAGUGCCUGCUGCAACCCAAUGCCUGUCAGAACGGGGGCACCUGUACCAACCGCAAUGGGGGCUACGGCUGUGUGUGUGUGAAUGGCUGGAGCGGGGACGACUGCAGUGAGAACAUCGAUGAUUGUGCCUUCGCCUCCUGCACCCCGGGCUCUACCUGCAUCGAUCGUGUGGCCUCCUUCUCUUGUAUGUGCCCAGAAGGAAAGGCAGGUCUCUUAUGUCAUCUGGAUGACGCGUGCAUCAGCAACCCCUGCCACAAGGGGGCGCUGUGUGACACCAACCCUCUGAAUGGACAGUAUAUUUGCACCUGCCCACAAGGCUACAAAGGGAGUGAUUGUACAGAAGAUGUGGAUGAGUGUGCCAUGGCCAACAGCAAUCCUUGUGAGCAUGCAGGAAAAUGUGUGAACACAGAUGGUGCCUUCCACUGUGAGUGUCUGAAGGGCUAUGCAGGACCUCGUUGUGAGAUGGACAUCAAUGAGUGCCACUCAGACCCCUGCAAGAAUGACGCCACCUGUCUGGAUAAGAUCGGAGGCUUCACAUGUCUGUGCAUGCCAGGUUUCAAAGGUGUGCAUUGUGAGUUGGAGAUAAAUGAAUGUCAGAGCAACCCUUGUGUGAACAAUGGACAGUGUGUGGAUAAAGUCAAUCGCUUCCAGUGUCUGUGUCCGCCUGGAUUCACGGGGCCAGUUUGCCAGAUCGAUAUUGACGACUGUUCUAGUACUCCAUGUCUGAAUGGGGCAAAGUGUAUAGAUCACCCGAAUGGUUAUGAGUGCCAGUGUGCCACAGGAUUCACUGGUGUGUUAUGUGAGGAGAACAUCGACAACUGUGACCCUGAUCCUUGCCACCACGGCCAGUGUCAGGAUGGCAUUGAUUCCUACACCUGCAUCUGCAAUCCAGGCUACAUGGGUGCCAUCUGCAGUGACCAGAUAGAUGAAUGCUAUAGCAGCCCUUGCCUGAAUGAGGGUCGCUGCAUCGACCUGGUGAAUGGUUACCAGUGCAACUGCCAGCCAGGCACGUCAGGUGUUAAUUGUGAAAUCAAUUUUGAUGACUGUGCAAGUAACCCAUGUGUCCAUGGAGUCUGUAUGGAUGGCAUUAAUCGUUACAGCUGUGUUUGCUCACCAGGAUUCACAGGGCAGAGAUGUAACAUUGACAUUGAUGAGUGUGCCUCCAAUCCCUGUCGCAAGGGUGCAACGUGCAUCAAUGAUGUGAACGGUUUCCGCUGUAUCUGCCCUGAGGGGCCCCACCAUCCCAGCUGCUACUCACAGGUGAACGAGUGCCUAAGCAAUCCCUGUGUCCACGGAAACUGCACUGGGGGCCUCACUGGAUACAAGUGCCUCUGUGAUGCAGGCUGGGUUGGCAUCAACUGUGAAGUGGACAAAAAUGAAUGUCUUUCUAAUCCAUGCCAGAACGGGGGAACUUGUGACAAUCUGGUGAAUGGAUACAGGUGCACUUGCAAGAAGGGCUUUAAAGGCUAUAACUGCCAGGUGAAUAUUGAUGAAUGUGCUUCGAAUCCAUGUCUGAACCAAGGAACCUGCUUUGAUGAUGUAAGCGGUUAUACUUGCCACUGUGUGCUGCCAUACACAGGCUCCACAAGGACAGGGCUUUCUGCCUGCUCGUUAGGUGCAGGGCCCCCACUCAUGAAGCAGUCAGUGCCUGUCACAGAGCCAGAGAUCAAGAAAUGUUUACUAAAUAAACAAAUGAUGUUUUCAAGUAAUCAAAACCCUGCUAAAGAGCUCUGA